Beta vulgaris subsp. vulgaris (sugar beet) is the source of this 3003-nucleotide messenger RNA. Its product is annotated as heterogeneous nuclear ribonucleoprotein 1. Gene Ontology annotation, molecular function: RNA binding. NCBI's taxonomy places the organism in Eukaryota, Viridiplantae, Streptophyta, Magnoliopsida, Caryophyllales, Amaranthaceae. The record is from RefSeq and is a predicted model, not a curated record. The coding region runs from base 849 to 2279 and encodes 476 amino acids. The transcript is spliced from 4 exons.
GGAGGACAAGCAAUCCUCCCCCAUUAUCAGAUCCAACGUCCCAUUUUUCACAUCACCUCUUUCUUUCUCUCUCCUCUCUCUUCCUCCAUUUCUCUUCUUUCUUCCUGUACAAAUCAUUUCUUUACAAUUUCAAAAUUAAUUUCUGCUCUAAAUAGUAGGGAAGAAAUAUAUUUUUUUAAAAAAAAAAUAAAAAAAAAUUCCCUCCCAAAUAUCUUCAAUCACCAUUUUCUUCUCUGAAUACCAGAGAUUUCCUACACACAAAAAUAUCCCCAAAAAAAAAAUCAUACCUUUUUUUUUGUUGGCUCUAAAACGCUUUCAUAGUCAGUCCAUGGUUUAUAAUUUUAAUCAAUAAUUUCGGACAUUUUUACUGAAAGAUUUUACAUUUUGGAAUCAAAUUUAAAAUUGACUUAAAAUUGAAGAUAAAGAGAAAAAUUAUAAAAAGGAAGACCUUUUGUUUUUUUUGGGAGGUUUGUAUUGAGGAGGAUAUGCUGAACAUGUCCUCAAUCCUUCCUCUCAUCAGAUCUUAGGUGUUUUCUCUCAAAUUUCGCAUCUGGGUUUUCUUUAAUCGGUGGGUUUUUUUAUUUUAUUUAUAACUUUUACAAUCUAUGUUGAUAAAAUUUGAUGUGGGUAUUUGAUCUUUGUGGAGUUAGCUUAUAUUCUUGAUCUGGGUUUUUGCUGAUUUUAAUGAAAUGUAUAUGAUCGGGAAUUUUCAGGCUGUUUCUCCUAAUUGUGGGUUUAUUUGAUCGAUGAAGGAUCCGAUACUUGUAUAUUGAAUCCGAGAAUAUCCCAUUUUUACCCGGCAUUAUAAUUUUAAUUUGGGGUUCUUGUGAUUCUUUUGAUAAAGAAAUAUGCAAUCUGACCUUGGUAAGCUAUUCAUUGGUGGAAUUUCGUGGGAGACGAAUGAGGAACGCCUUAAAGAAUAUUUUAGCACGUUUGGGGAGGUGAUUGAAGCUGUUAUCAUGAAGGAUCGUACCACCGGCCGUGCACGGGGGUUUGGUUUCAUUGUUUUCUCUGACCCAGCUGUUGCAGACAGAGUCAUCAAGGAGAAACACAACAUUGAUGGCAGGAUGGUUGAGGCGAAGAAGGCUGUUCCUAGAGAUGAUCAGAACAUUUUGACUAGAACCAGUGGCAGUGUACAUGGUUCUCCAGGUCCUGGCCGUACUAGGAAGAUUUUUGUAGGAGGUUUAGCUUCCACUGUUACGGAGAGUGAUUUUAAAAUUUACUUUGAGCAGUUUGGGACAAUCACAGAUGUUGUCGUGAUGUACGAUCAUAAUACACAGAGGCCAAGAGGUUUUGGGUUCAUCACUUAUGAUUCAGAGGAAGCAGUGGAUAGGGUUUUAAUCAAAACAUUCCAUGAACUAAAUGGUAAGAUGGUUGAGGUCAAGCGUGCGGUCCCCAAAGAACUAUCACCUGGUCCAAGUCGUAGCCCAAUUGCUGGUUAUAAUUAUGGUUUAAACAGGGUCAACAACUUCCUAAAUGGGUACACACAAGGCUAUAAUCCAAGUGCCCUUGGAGGUUAUGGAGUUAGGAUGGAUGGCAGAUUCAAUGCAAUUGCUAGUGGACGAAGCGGGUUUCCUCCAUUUGGUUCUAAUUUUGGAAUAAGUAUGAAUUAUGAGCCAGCACUAAGUCCAAGUUAUGGAGGAAGUGGGAACUUUGGUAGCAGUCUCAGCUACGGACGGGGAGUGAACCCUUACUAUAUUAGCAACUCUAAUAGGUUUGGUAGUCCUGUUGGCUAUGAUGGUGGAAAUGGGGGCAGCUCGUCCCUGUUUAGUUCAAAUAGGAACCUGUGGGGAAAUGGGGGACUCAAUAAUAGCACAGACUCUUCUACAUCAGGAGCUUUUAAUGGGUCUGGAACUGGUAAUGCUGGAGGAACCUUUGGAAGUGGCAAUGUGAACUGGGGUUCCUCACAAAUGUCUGGUCAAGGUGGAGGAAAUGCUGUUGGCAGUGGUGGGAACCUGAGUUAUAUUGGGGGUGAUAGCAGUUAUAAUUUGGGUGGUGGAGGCUAUGGAAGAAACACUGGAAGUAAUGCGGUACCAACAUCAUCAUCUUAUGCAUCAUCAAAUGGUGCCUAUGAUGGGGCAUUUGCAGAUUUAUACGGGAGUAGUUCCAUUUACGGAGAUUCCCCUUGGAGAGCAGCAACUCCUGAGCGAGAUGGUUCUAGUUCAUUUAACUAUGGGCUGGGGAAUGCCGUUCCAGAUGUUUCUGCUAAAGGGCCUGCUGGUCUUAUUGGUGGAUAUAGUGUUAAUAAGAGACAGCCAAACAGAGGACUUCCUAGCUAGAAGGCUGUUUUUAUCAGGAAAAUAUUGUAGAUGGAGCAAUCUGGGCAAAGCAGAUGAAAGGUGACUGAUAUAGUCCAGUUAAAACUAUGAAAAGUUAAUUGGUUACAUAGAACUGACUGGAGUGCCUGUCUUGAAGAUUACGUAGUCAUAGGUAAGUUGUAAGGGAUUUUUGUUUUUCUGGCUUGAGUUUUUUUGAGUCAUCAUUCUAGGGUUUUGAGUGAGGUGUAAAAUCAGAUUGCGGGAUAUAGUCGAAUUGUAUCGUGCAUCUCCGGGAGGUGUCGUGAUACAUGGUAAAGGAUAGGCUAGCCCCUUUUAUUUUCUUUUCUUCUUCCAAUUUUCCAUCCAUCAUUUUUCUCUUCCUUUUUGUUCUCUAUAUAUUUUGUUUUGUGCUGUAAUAGCGAUGACAAAGUGCGGGUUCUUUGUUAAGUACGUUUUACAUCCUUCGUUGGAUUGUACGGGGCUUCUUGUUGAUUUACUAGUGUCGAACAAUUGAAGGAACCCAACUAGGGUUCUCAUGAAUAAGCUUCUUUUAUAUUUUUCUGAAUAUCAGUUACUGUAACAACUUUCUAUGGUUGCUGAAACUUAAUCUGCUACUACGAUAGCAAGUUCGAUUAAUUUUUUUAAUCGUUGUCCUCUCCCUUAAUCUCAUUGGCUGAGGAGAUCUCUAUGUAAUGGAUUUUAUAUUUUCACUGUUUAUUAGUAAUACCGGUGACACUUUAGUUUA